Messenger RNA from Schistosoma intercalatum, 5366 nucleotides. The record is from the annotation of a GenBank genome assembly. NCBI's taxonomy places the organism in Eukaryota, Metazoa, Platyhelminthes, Trematoda, Strigeidida, Schistosomatidae.
GUAUACAAAACGGCGGGAUAUGUGUAAGCAUGCGAUGCGCCGCGGAAAUGUAUUUCCAGUUGCUCAGUCACUCAAACAAUGAAUUUUGAAGGAAAAACUAGUAAAUCUGAUCGUCAAGUUAUCUAUAAAAAUGUUUCAGUCAGAAAGCUGAAAACAAAGACAAGUGAAAAAAGUUUCAUCUGGACAAAUGUCACGCUUCAUAUUAUACUAUUUCUUAUGGCAACAACAGCUGGUUAUUUGCAUUGUUUUCAUGUUUCGAAUUUACAUGAAAAUGACCUGUUUUUCUCACACUUAUCCAAUUUGGAGCGUGAGCUGACAUUUAGGACUGAAAUGGGAUUUUACUACUCCUACUUUAAACAAAUCGUUUCAGCAUCAACUUUUGUGGAAGGAUUCAACUCAUUGCUUACUGAUACUAGGACUGAAUAUCCGCCUUGCUUAAACCUAGUAAAUGAUACAGGUACUCAAAAGAAUAAUCAAUGUGCAAAUCUUAAUUCUAUUGAACGGUUUAAUCUGUAUCCUGAAUUGUUGCUAGCUGGUGCUUACAGAUUCUUACACACAUUUGAUUUGAUCAGACAUUACUGUUUUCAAGUUAAAAGAGAUCCACCGACUAAUCCAAUCGCGAUCGCUAUAAAUCCAAAUAUAAUGGCAAAUUUAUCACAACUUAGAAAGCUAGAUGUAAUACCAUCGAAUCAAUUGAAGAUCAACAGUAACUCGAUUAUAAGUUGUGAUGGAUCUGGCGAACCGCCAUAUUUCUAUGUAAAUUCAGUAUUCAUUUUGUCAGGUCUGGUACUCUUCGGUUUAACUUACUCUGGUUGGUUUGUUGCUAAGAUUGGGAGUUCAAAUCAAUCUAAAAUGGAUUAUAUACUACAGCUUAUUGGCGGAUUUCUUCCAAUUUUAGCAUAUUUCUCUAAUCAUAGAGAAGCUACACGUGUUCAAUGGACUCCACCAUUGAGAGAAAGCUUUGCUUAUCCAUUCUUUAUAAUUCAACAGUCUUUUUUAUUAGGUUAUUUUGGAUCAAAUCAAAUGUUACGAUCAUAUCGAGGGAAAAGUUUCAUUUGUUUACCAAUAUACUGUAUACUGCUAUUGAGUUGUCAAAUUUCAUGGCAAUUUUCCCAAUUCGCUUUACUUACUCAAAUUAUAUCGAUUAUUUGUGCCUUUUGUUUAUCACUAUCAUCAAAUACCCCUUAUUCUCUUAGUUCAAACCAACAAAAAUCAGUUAUUCUAAGCCUUUUAUUCAAAAUAAAACAGAUCAUAUGGAUUCAUUUAAUUGUAUUCAAUUUAUCAUUUAUAUUACAAUUUGGCAAUCGUUUACUUCUACAGUCUGGUUAUAUGUUUAUUCUACUAAGUAGUUUAUUAAGUGUAUAUAUACUUCAACAACUAGUAAAUACCUAUAAUCCAAUGACAAUUAAAAAGAAAGAAGUAUCUACUCGAUCAUCAAUGAUGAAUAUUACAUUUAUACGUUUUCUUUGCUUACCAUUAUUGGUUGUCUGUCUAUGUACGAUCGGAUUAAGUUUACUAUUCUCAGUUUUCUCAAAGUAUGCUUUCAAUAAUAAUUAUGAUUUAAACAGAAGUAAUGAUAAUAAUCACAAUGAUGGGGGCCAUAUAUGGGAUUUAUUAAAGCAUAAAUUAACCAUAUUAUUUGGUAUUACAACUUAUAAAACAUUUCAUACAAUGUUGUAUAUAUGUGCACCAGAGUUUGAUUUUAUCAAUUGGGCCACUUUAAAACAACCUCUUGAAACUGGUCUUAUAUACGGUUCCAUUCUAGUCUGCUUCAUCGUUUCUUUCAAAUUAUUCAGGAACUUGUUCAGUUCUCAUCGUCACCAUCAUCUUUCAGUAACUGUAAAUAACCAGUUGUUUAACAGUGAUAAUUUGUCAAGCUGUGAAUAUUCAUUUCAAAUAUUGCGAGAUUUUAUUUCACUAUUAGUUAUCAUUCAGUUGGCGAUUUUUACGAUUAUGGCUAUGUUAAUUAUGAGACUCAAACUGUUCUGGACACCUCAAAUGUGUUUAUCACUCGCUAUAUUAGCUCAACCUACACGAUGGUUUGAAAUGUUUCAUGCAUUGAAAAGCAUUGGUGGCCGUAUAUUUCGUACAUCAUCAUGGAAUAGCGCCUGUGAACCUGAAAAAAAGACAAAACGUCUAUUUUGGUUUCAUCAUGUUAUUUAUACAACAAUACUAGUAUUGUUCAUAGCGUUUAUGGCUGGACGUGGAUUGGAGAAUUUAAAAGUUAGUUGUAACUUUUACUGUCGACUUUUGAGUUUCACUGCUAUUAUAUUAUGUUAACGUCGUAGGCUUCUUUUAACCAUAUGGUUUUUGAUAUCAUGUAAUAAAAAUAAAGUAAAAGCUGGUAUUAAUAUGGACCCAGCGAAGUUAUCAAACUAGAUCAGUACAACAAGAUGAUCUAUUGCAAAAUAUUCGAAGUAAUGCCCUGUGAUAAUUAAAUCAAUAGACGUCUAGAAUAUGGCUCAAAAAUGAAUGGUUGUGUGGAAUAAAUAGUUUGAAACAACAUUGGAACUCAAGAUUUAAGGGUAGACAAAAGAUAGAUGAAUAUGGGCCACGAUGACCGUUUUGUAGCAAUAUCACCCAACGUCAAUCAUUGGUCGUAAUAAUCUUACAGACAAACUCCGGUCAAGAUCUUUGAACCUUCCCACAUGAUUCAGUUAAAUAAUCAAUAACUCCAUGGAAUAUUGUUUGAUGCUCUACAUUAUCGUCUACUUAACCUCCAUUAUUAGUCUAGCUAUUCACAAGCACAGAAAUUAGUCUGUAGAAAUCUCUUGAUGUUAUUCCUAACUUUCGUUAUGAACAAGUAUUUGAGUGAUCACUUGAACCUCUAAUUAUUAAUGUAAAGUCUAAUUACUUAUUAUCAUCUGAUAUUUGUCAAAUUAUUGCUAUAUGUGACCAAAUUAUUUCUGUAUAUUAUUUUGUUGAUCUCCAUCUAAUUAGGUUGUUGAACUAUUAAGCAUAAAAAAUCAUGGGACUUCAUAGUUCAGUCGUGUAUAAUUAAACGUUCAUCCUGAUACAAAGUUUGAUAGUAGUGGCUGACACGAUAGACUUCACUUACACGGCUAUUACCAGCUGGUAUAGUUAGUCAAUCUGAAUAUUCUUUGUUUUGGUAACAAUUUAUUACAAAACUGGAAGUUGGAGCUAGAAACAUUAUAAUUGAUAGGUUUUAAUACACCAUUUGUUAACUGGUAAUGAUCACUUAAUUUUGGAUAUGGCGAAAAAGAAAAAAUCAAACAUCAACAAAAUAAAUUGUUCCAACUGUGAGAAGCACUCCAUCAAACAAAGUGGGAGUGCUCUUCCUCGUCGUUUGCACGAGCACCUAUGCUGUUAUGUAUCUUUGCUUAAAUCAAUACACAUACACAAUUGUAGGCACAUAUUGUACUGGGGAAACGUUAAAAUCUUGGAAUACAAAGAAUAUUAGAAACAUUUUAGAAGCUUGAUGCUCAGGUCAAUCAAUCUAUAAACACACUGAAACCGACUCAGUAUGUCAACCAAUCAGAAAAAUCGUGGACAACUACAGAAUCAAGAAUUGAGUCAAAGGGGAGAGACAAGUAAAAUAAACAUGCAGACAACGGCGGGUUAAAGGUUGACAGAACAAGCUGUCGGUCUUUUGUGGAAAAAUCCGACUACCUCACUUCUAUCUGAAGUUUGAGCUGAUGUUGUUUUUCAAAAGAACAAUGAAAGUUUUACGAUUAAGCCAUCCAGUCGAAAAGACGAAACUUCACCAAAUAGACAUAUAUAUAAAAUAAUCCAAAAACUAACUAAGCAUAUUCAUUUUUGUGAUUCAUAUUUUGUACUUUACUUACGAAUUUACCUAGAGUGUGACGUGUGAACAAGAAGCUUAUCAUUAAAUACCAACAUUAUAUAAUCUGAAAAAGUCCAAGCCAGAUUGAUGAACAAAACGUUGGAAUUAUUUAAAUUUGAAUAGCUAAAAUUAUUCUAAUACAAUUUCUACAUUUAAUGUCUUCUGUAUACUCGGCGCCCAAUUUCUACCAAAUGUUCACAGAAAGAAUCUUAUCAUCCUGUUAUUCUUCGUAAUUUCCUAGAGUUAAGUGAUUAGACUUAGUCACACUUUUACUUGAUUAUAUAAGUAUUAAUAGGUCAUCUUUUAACAAAUUAACCAAUUUAUAAGCCUCAUUUUAUUUCAAGAGGAAAAUGUACUGACAUAGUUUUGAGAGAAAAUGUCUAAUAGUCAACUAAAUCUCUGAUCAACAGGAUAAGCUGUUAGUUAAUUUUGAAAAAUCCCUAGUAGCUCACUAGUUUUCCAAAUGAAUCUUGAUGAUGUUGUCUAGAAAUACAAUCAAAAGCUGCACAACUAAACUGUUCAGCUCAAAGAAAACAAUACUCUUUCUGAGCUACAAAUAUUUUUGAUCAUUUUGAAAAAAAACCCACUUAAUUUAAUGUUCAAACUGAUGUUAUCUUUCUCAUACACUAAGUUUUCUGAUUUUUUUUAUGUUAAAUCUGUUAAAGUCAUUUUCCAAGUUCAUGAUAUUGAUAAAUAUUCCAAUAGUUCAAGAUAAAUAUUGCAUUCUUACAUAAUUUUUUAUUCCAAUCCUUGUUAGUCUGAAUGGAGUAUACAAGGUUCAUUCAGUGCGUAUGAAAGUGAAAUAUUAAUUAAUUGGUUUCGAAGUUUACCGCAAAAACGUGAAGAUUCUACCUUAUCGUCAUCAUCUUUAUCAUGGAUUAUAUCUGGACCAAUGUCUUUGUUAGGCAAUCUACGUUUAACAUUACCAGCCUCUGCUCCUUAUCCAUCUACUCAAAUUGUUUCAUUGAAUGAAUCUGGAUUUGCUUUUACAAAUCAUCCACAUUAUGAGAAUACAAUGCUUCGUUAUAGAACUAUUUUAGCUUAUGGGAUUUAUAGUCGUAAACCUGUUCAUGAUGUAUGGCAUACAUAUCGUCAUAUUUUAAAAGCUGAUUUUGUAAUAGUAGAAACUCAUACAUGUCCGUCUAGAGGUGGAUGCAGUAAACCGGAACUUUUUGAUCUACUCGAUACAAAUCUUGCUGGACGUCCAGCACUAUGUGAAUCACUAAUGAAUAUACAAGUUUUAAAAGCUGGUAGAACUCCGAGUACUUUGGAACCAUAUUUUACAGUUGUUUAUGUUGAACUGUACACAGGCAGAGUUGUACUAUAUGUGAAUAAAUUGACGUAAUAUAUAAUGAAAGCAAGUAGGCUGCUUACGGCUUUAAAGAUUAUGUACAGUGUCGCCAUGAAUGUAUGUUACCCAGAUGCUCAAUCAUUUGUGAUUACAAUGUAAAUCUCUUUGUAAACACGAACUACUAAUCAUUUCAUUUUUAAAAUGUUAUUAAAUCUAAUAUUAUCAAAAGUUAUGCAUAGCAUUUAAAUAAACGUUAUUUGGUUGUUGUUU